Messenger RNA from Metarhizium robertsii ARSEF 23, 279 nucleotides. RefSeq names its product Peptidase T2, asparaginase 2. The transcript is spliced from 2 exons. Bases 1 to 279 code for a protein of 92 amino acids. Lineage: Eukaryota; Fungi; Ascomycota; Sordariomycetes; Hypocreales; Clavicipitaceae. The record is from RefSeq and is a predicted model, not a curated record.
AUGAAGUUUAUUGCUGCUGUUCUCACCUUGGCCGCUGUUGCUACUGCUGCCCCUGCCGAGGUUGUGGCCCGUACUGAUCCUACAACCUGCAGCGUCAGGGGCGACAAUACUGGAAAGGUGACAUGCUGCAAUUCGGCGAUCCCUAUCAUCGGCCAACUCCUCUGCAAUAUCGCGGUUUUAGGAAAUAAUUGCAAUGUUGAUCAGCGUUCUUACUGCUGCAAUACCAGUGCCAACGGGGGCCUGAUCAACGUUGACCUUCUCAAUUGCGUUAGCCUCUAA